Tetrahymena thermophila SB210 is the source of this 7254-nucleotide messenger RNA. RefSeq names its product WD domain, G-beta repeat protein. NCBI's taxonomy places the organism in Eukaryota, Ciliophora, Oligohymenophorea, Hymenostomatida, Tetrahymenidae. The record is from RefSeq and is a predicted model, not a curated record. The transcript has a single exon. Gene Ontology annotation, molecular function: protein binding.
AUGAAAGUAAGAGUAGAAAAGUAUCAAGAAUUUUUAGCUCACAAAUACCUCUAAAAUGGAGGGCUCAUCUAAAAAAAAGUUUUAUUAAAUAGCUUGAGAGAUCAAAUUUGUCAAUCUUAUUAAGAAAAAACAACUUCAGGAUAACCAUCUAGUUUAUUUAUAUAAAAACUAGUAGAAAUGAGUAAAAUAAGCAACCAAGCAAAAGCACAAAAUGAAUAGAAUCCUUAGAAACAGUUUUAACAUUCAAAAAGUUAAUCUUCCUAUCCCAAUAAUAAAGAAGAAAAAUAUAAAGCUGAGCACAUUUCUUUACCAAAUUGCGAUUCGUUUUAGGAUCAUUAAAAUGAAUAUUUAAGAGAGAAAAUUGAAUUUUAGCAACAAUGCAUUGAAACAUUAGAGCUUUUUGUAGAUUAAAAGUCAUAAAAAUAGCAAUAAGACCAUGGAAAAAAUUGCAAAUUUAAUUCAAUAAUAAAACAAGCAUUAAAAAUCUAAACGCAUUAAUAAAAAGGGGAAUAUUUAAAUAAUAAAAUUAACAAAGGAAAUUAUUUAAAUAAAAUUUCCUUAAAUUAAAUAUAAAGGCAAAAUUUACAUAAUUUAAUUAUGAAAAAUCAAAUAAACAAAUUCAAUAGAAAAUUGAUUCAUAUAGUUGAAAAUUAAUUGAGUUUUCCUUAAUCUUAAUUCAGAUUAAAAAUUGAAAAGCCAAUCAAAAAUAUAAGAAAUAAAUUAUUAGAAGAAAAAACAUAUCAAACUCCAAAUGCUAAUGAUAAAUUAUCUAACUAGAAGAGUUUUUAUUUCCCCGUUAAAAAUCAGUUUAAUAGGGAAAGCAAUAAAAUAUCAAAUAAAUUCUUUGUAUAAUAUUGGUAAAACAUAUUAUGCGAAACAUAAAAACAAAAUUUGAUCUAAACACAUUUCUAUAAAAUGAAAGUUGAUUCACAUGAAACUAGGAUUUCUAAGAAAAAUUCUAUUUAGGAAUUAAUCUAUAAAUAUGCUGAAACUUAAUAAAAUAUUACCAAUUUAAAUUGUGGUAAUAACUAGCUUAAAGUACUGUAAGUGUUAAAACUCUAAAAAGAUAAAUAAUACUUAAAACUUAAAGCCAAUAAUUAGUUUGAAUGUCAAAAUUUGUAGAAAUAAACAUAGAAGUAAAAAAUUUUAGGUGGAGGUAUUUGUGGCAGUAAAUAAAAAGUAAUUCCUGUGAAACCAAAUGAGCUUUAACAAAUAAAAUAAGAAAUCAAACUUAAAAAAAUAAAUUAGAGUAAAGAAGAAAAAGAGAAGGAGGAUGAGCGAGUUAAUAGAAAAUUCGAAAAAUUUAUUAAAUCAUAUAAUGAAUUUUUUGCAAUCAAAUAAGAUAGUGAUGUUGAAGAAAGCUUAAAUGUCUUAGAAACUGAAGUAAGAUAGAUAAUAGAAAAAACUUUAUUUGAUUUCAGAGAGUAAAUAGUUUUGUAAGAAAUUAGACCAAAAGUCAUAGACAUGAUAAAUUUACUUAUCAACUAUUUUCUUAUUAUUAAAUAAAACGAUUCUAAGUCAUCUGUGCAAUCUGAUAUUAAUGAGAUAAGUGAAAAAUUAUAAAAACUCAUUGUUUAUUGUAAAGAAAAUAAAGAGAGACAUCCUUGUUUGGAUUUAUUUUAAUAUUUUGACAUUUUAAAGACUUUGAAUUCUUAGAGAGUUGGUUUAGAUGAAGCAAAUAAGCACGCCGCUAUACAAAUUAUUGAGAAAAUAGUUUAAGUUGCUAAGUUUGGAGCAGGAUUUGUCAGUAUUGCAGGUGCUAUCAAAAAUAUAACAGAAGUUGAUUUCAAUAAACUGAAAAGCUUCAUAAAUGAUAUAAAAAAUAUUGCAGAAAAAUUAACUUCUGAUUCUUCUAUAGGGUCUAUUAACUAAGGACUUGGUGCUUAUUCUAAUUACAAUAGUAAUAAUAUAUCCAACAAUAUGUUAUCUUUAUGGCUAAAAAAGGUUUAAUAUAUGGGAGAGAAUCUCUCUGAUCAGAUUUUAGAAAUUAUUUUCUAUUUGGAAGAGUGUGAUAAAAUUUAAAAUAAUGACACUCGAUUAUUUGUUUAUAUUCAAUUGAACUAUUUGUUGUCAAAGUAGUAAAUAAACAAAGAUUAUGAAGAACUAAGUGAGAGAUUAGAAAAAGAGAAUAAGAUAGAGCUUAUUAUCAAUUAAUAGAAGUUUCUAUAAGUGGAAGAGUAUUCUGAUGGGAUUAUUGAUAAGCUAAAAAGUUUAGCUAAUUUAAUAGCAUAGAGCCAUUAAUUUAGAUACAUAAAAGCUUAAUUACUUCUACAUUUUGCUUAAAUCUUAAAAAUCAAACACUUAAACGAAUUUAAAGGCAUAAUGAAUAAUAUCGUCUCAAAUUAUUUAAUUGAAAAAUAAAAAUCUGUUAAAAUUGUGAGCCAAUAUAAUUAAGUUAUGGCUGAGUUUAUUGAUAAUUAACUUAAUAAAAAUGAAGUUUUUAAUAAAAUUAACGAGCAGAAAUAAUAAAUGACUAAGCAUUUAGAUGAUAAGUCAGACUUCAAUAACUUUGCAUAUGAUAUUUAAAAUGAAAAAGAUUUAGACAAACAAUUAGCUAAAUAUUUUGUUGAGAUUUGGGAAUAAAGCGUCAAGUAACGAUACAAAAAUCUUGAAAUAACUCACAAAGAUGAUGUUUUGCUUGAGGCUAUUCACUUGUAUAUUAAUUAAUAGAUAACAUAUUAGGAUGGCUAUAAAUUUAACACACAAGAAAAAGAUGCAGUGAAAUAAAUUUUUGAUUAUUUCCUCAUCCCUAACUUUGUAUUUUCUUAAGAAGAAGCAAAUGCAAAUGAUUAAUUAAAUUAAAUAUCUACAUGUAAAAUCAUAUCAAUUUUGGCAGAAGGAGGUUCAGGAAAGUCGAUGCUCUUGAAAAAAAUUGAAGUCGAAAUUCUCAAUGAUAAUUCAAAAUAUAAAAAUGACAAAAGAACUGAUUUCAUACCAUUUAUAAUAAAAUGCAACUCGUUAGAUAAAGAAAAACCUUCAAUUGAAGAUUACUUAGAAUCUUUAAACAUAAGGAGAAAAGACAUCGAUAAUUUAAAGAAAUCUGAGAGAAAUAAACUAAUCAUGCUUGAUGGCUAUGAUGAAUAUACAGGUGAUUAUUUUAAGGUUUACCAAAAGUUAAAUCUUAAUGAAUGGGUGAAUACUCUAGUCAUUGUGACUUCUAGAUUAGAAAAAAUCACAGUCUCUGAUGCUAAAGGAUACUUUAAUUACUACGAUAAUUAAGGAAACAUAGGUCAUAGAGAUUCAUAUGCAAUUUUUAAACUAGAAAAAAUAACUAACCAAGAUAUUGAAGAUUACUUAGAGAAGUAUAAAAAUUAACAAGAAUUAGAAAAUCAAGCAGAAUUUGAUUUAGAACAACAUGAAAAACUUAAAAAAAUUAUAUUUAGUAAUAAUUAACUAACUGAAUUGCUAAAGUUGCCAAUCAAUUUGUAUCUCACAACAAGAAUGAUUUCAGAUAUUGACCUUAAUGACGAAAGAACUUUGAAUACUUUAUAGUAAGCUUCAGACUAGAUUGCUAUUUAAGAGUUAUUUUUCUCUUAGCAAUUCAAAAAAUAAGCUCAAAUAUUCAUUCAAUAAAAAAAAUUCCUUACAUUAGAUGACAAAAAAAGAUAAGCUAUAGCAGAAAAAGUAGAAUCUUGUUAUUUUGAAUAUUUCCAAUCGAUAGCUAUUCAAAUGUUUAUUUAAAAGGACUAAAAAUCAAACUUUCUUUCAAUAACUAGAGAAUAGAUUAAAUUUUAGACUUAAGAGGUAGUAUCACUUUUCUUCUAAUAAAAUAAAAUAGAUGAAGAUGAAAUCAUUUAAAAAUUAAUUAAUUAUGUAGAUUCUAGAGUUAUUACGAGAAUUUAAUUGAAGCUUAAAGUAAAAAACACUAAAAAUCAGCAUAAAGAAAAUUAAACUUAAAUAGAUAAAUAUAAAAUUGAAGAAAAUUAAUAGUAAGAAUUCGAGUUUAGACAUAAAUCUCUUUUUGAAUACUUUGCUGCUAGAGCCAUGAAGUAUGAUUUUGAUUUACACAAAGAAAAUAUUUUUAAGUUAGACAUUUAACAACUGAAGUAAUUCAACAUUAACAAAAGAAUCAUAAUGAGCAGUGAAAAAAAUACAUCAGAGCAACAAAUUCUUUUAAAACUUUAUAAACUUAUGUAAUCAGAUAUUCAGUCAUAAUUUUUCUACUAAACAUACAGCUUAUAAGAUAUAUCUAAAACUAAUAAAUACAUUUAAUACCUAAAGAAAUCGAAAAUUUCUAAAAACACUGAAAAGAGCUAAAUAGAUAUUGGAGCUUCUAAUUUACUGUCAGCUCUGUUUCUUUCUAAAUUCUCAUAUCCUAAUUUGAUUUUAAAUAAAUGUUCGUUUUCCUUAGCAUAUAUUACUUCUCAAUCUGAAAUUCUAACUGAGUUUUAUGAUUGCAAUCUAAGCGACUCUUUUAUUGAAAAUUAAAACUUAGAAAAAUAUGAAAGUUCAAACAUGACGAAUGCAAUAUUUGGUGGUUUCUAAAAAUUAAUGGACUCAGAUAACAUUUAUUAAUUUAACAAAGCAAUACUAUCAAAAAAUAAUCUUAUAUCUAUCACUGAGAGUGGUUUUAUUAAUAAAUUUGAGAUAAUUGAAAAUAAUUUCAAAUAAUUAAAAUCAAAGCAGAUUACUAAUAGCCCUUUGAAAAAUAUUUAUUAUGAAAGCACAAAAAGUAUUUUUGUUGCUCAUACAAAAAAGUCUUUAUUUGAGAUAAAUUCUAAAACUUUUGAAAUAAUUUCCUCUUUCACAUUCACUUUUCCGAUAUCAUAUUUAUCAAUCAAUAAAUCAUAAUAUUUUGUUAAUUUAAUUAACAAUUAAGUAUUUUAAGGGGAUUUUUAAAAAGGAUUCACGCUUUUAGAUUAAAAUAAAAUUCAAGCUGAAUCGUCUAUUUCCUUAAAGGAAAUAAUAAUCACUUAUAAAAAUCAAGAAAUCAAUGUUUAUAAUUCACAUAAUCUUUAAAUUAUUAAGAAUAUUUAAAAUUGCCCAUGUGAUCUGACAAUAUCUUCAAUCACUAGUGAUGAAAAGUAUCUUGUAGCUAUAUCAGAAGAAAAAAAUUGCAUAAUUUUUAAUUUAGUAAAUGAAUUUGAUAUCUUAAAAACUAUCUAAACUGAACACACCAGACCUAUAACCUCAGUUGCCUUUUCUGAAAAUGGAAAAUAUCUAGCUACAAGCUCAAGUGAUGGUCAUUGCAAAAUCUGGAAUGUGAAAGAAGGAUUUGCACUCUUGCAAGAUAUUUAAAUAUAAUAAAAAAAAAUACACUCAGUGAAUUUUUCUACUGAUGGAAGAUAUCUCAUAGCUUGCUCAGCUGAUAAAACUUGCAGAAUCUUGGACUCAUAAUAAGAAUUCAAACUAGUAAAUAAGAUCUAAGGACAUUCUGAGAGUAUUUCCUCAAUUGCCUUUUCUCCCAACGAUUAAUAUAUAGCAUCUGGCUCUGAUGAUAACACAUGCUUAAUUUGGAGUAUAAAAAAUGGUUUAGAGCUCGUAAAUACAAUUGAAGGACAUACUAAACCUGUUAAAUAAGUAGCUUUUUCUGCAGAUAAUAAAUAUUUAGCAACAGCCUCAGCAGAUUAAACUUGCAAAAUUUGGAAUACUUAAAAAGGAUUCUCACUGCAUCACACAGUUGAAGGAAAUAAUUUUGAAAUUUUCUCAGUUACAUUUUCUGCAGAUAGCAAAUAUCUAGCCACAGGUUUGUUUAACGGUCUUUGUAUAAUUUGGGAUGUAGAUAAAGGAUUUUAGCUUCUUCAUUCAAUUAAUGCAAAUGAAAAAUAAAUUUUAUCAGUUGCUUUUUCUUUUGAUAGUAAGUUAAUUGCAACAAGUUCUUAAGCCAUUUGCAAAGUAUGGAAAAUCAAAGACGGAUUUUAAUUAAUAGAAACUCUUUAUGGACAUGUGGAUAAUAUUUCUUCAGUGGCAUUUUCUCCAAAUGGUAAAUAUCUCGCAACUGGGUCUUUGGAUCAUAAAUUUAAUAUCUGGAAUGUAGAAAAAGGAUACGACCUUAUAGAUACAAUUAAUGCACAUAAUCCAGUUUACUCUGUUGUAUUUUCUGCAAAUAGUAAAUAUCUUGCAUCAUCUUUAUUAGGUGGAUGUAAGAUUUGGAAUGUAGAAAAUGGAUUCUAACUCUUAAAUAUCAUUACAUCAACUAUUAAUUCAGCUGCUUUUAGUCAAGAUGCAAAGUAGCUCGUAACAGGUUCUUACGAUAAAUCUUGUAAGUUAUGGAAUUUAGAAAAAGGAUUUGAGUUGAUAAAGAUGGAUGAGAAACACACUAGUUUUAUUCACUCAGUUGCUUUUUCACCUGAUGGUAAGCUUCUCGCAACUACAGAUUCUUAAAUUUAUAAAAUAUGGAGCACAGAAAGAGGAUUUGAGCUUAUAAAUAAGAUUUAAGCCCAUAGAGAUUUUAUCAAUAGUCUUGCUUUCACUCCAGAUGGUAAUUAUUUAGUAACUAGUUCAUUUGACAAAACUUGUAAAAUCUGGAGCGUAGAAAAAGGAUUUAAAUACCUACAUAAGAUUUAAGUAAAUAAUCAGUUUAAAUCAAUUGCUAUUUCCCCAGAUAGCUUAUUUCUAGCUACAGUUUCAGAUAUUAAUAAUAUCGAAAUAAGAAAUAUCUAAAAAAAUAUUUAACUUAUUACUACAAUUGAAGGAUUUGUUGAUUUUGUUUAAUCAUUAUAUUUUUCACCAGAUGGCAAAUAUCUAGCAGCUUCAAAUGAUAAUACCUAUAGAAUAUUUGAUGCAAAAGGAAAAUUUGAGCUAAUACACACUAUUUAAGCACAUAGCUCUGAUGUUAAAUCAGUCACUUUUUCUAAUGAUAGCAAGUACAUUGCAACCGGUUCAUAUGAUAAAACUUGCAAAAUCUGGAGUAUAAAAGAAGAAUUUAACCUCGUAAAGACGAUAUUAGGACAUACUUCAACAGUUACCUGCGUUACUUUUUCUGCAGAUAAUAAAUAUCUUGCUACUGCUUGUUGUUUCAAAAUUUUAAAAAUCUGGAAUGCAGAAAAUGAAUUUUCACUCAUAAAAACAUUUAAUAGACAUACUUAAGGUAUUCAUUCAAUAGCAUUUUCAUCAGAUAACAAGUAUCUAGCAAUAGGUUGUGAAGAUAAUACUUGUAGAAUCUUGAAUGUACAAAAAGAGUUUGAAAUAAUGAAUUUAAAUGAAUUUUAGGAUAGCGAAAUUAAAUCAGCUGAUGUUUCUUAGCUUAAUAGUUAAUUAAGUAAUAGUGUUUUAGAUAAUAAUAAAAUUUUCUAAUAAAUUUAUAGCGUUUGA